CAUGUCGGAGAGGAGCUGAACAUGGGAGCGAGCGCCUCCGUGUCGCUGUGUAGUGACGCCUCUUCAGUAAAGGUUUUGCGGUCCACGGCCAAAGUCAGCCCGGAGCCUUUAGUUUCCAACCGGACAGAGGUGGGUUCUGUGUUUGGUGUUGCCCUGGAAACACUGAAGGAAGACGGGCAGAUGGUGUGUGGAGUCCCUGCUGUUCUGAAAGACAUGGUGGAAUACCUUAAUAACAAUGGCUUGCAGCACAGAGGUCUUUUUCGAUUAUGUGGUUCUGUAGUACGGAUGAGGACACUGAAGCAGCGGUGGGACAGAGGGGAGAGGGUUGAUCUCCAGAAUGAUGGAGAUAUCUCAACGGUGGCGUCUCUUCUUAAACUGUUUUUUCGAGAGUUACCUAUUCCCAUAGUCCCUGAAAGUCACCGCCAACAGCUCAUCCAUUGUCUUAAAGGAAAUGCAGAUGACACCUGGACAAAUCAAACUUUGAAAGAAAAUCUUCAGUACCUUCCCACUGACAAUCUUAUUGUCUUGUCUUACUUAAUAAACUUCCUGUCCAGAGUGGCCAUGUUCAGCCAAUCAAAUCAUAUGCCAAUGGAAAACCUGGCUACCAUUUUUGGACCCUGUAUUUUUCAUGUACCCGCUGGUUCCAGGAUGAUUGAGGAGCAGAGCUUGUGUAAUGCCCUAUUGCUCCAUCUUCUAAGGCACCGCACAGUCCUCCUCUCAGACCAAGCAGAAGAACAACUCAUAUCUAGUAAUGACGAACUUCCCUCAUCCCCUCCUCCUCCUCUAUCUGCUCUCUCACAAAUUCAGACUUGUCCCAGUAGCCCACAGUCAGUGCUGAAUGGUGUGGAGACAUUACGAGAAGAAAGAGUCUCUCUCUCUUCAACAAGUUCUUUUACCCAUGCAACUCAGAUUCAGUCUCGACUAAACAGUCCUGACUGGCUGCACUCUAAGGCCAGCUCUAAUGUCAGCAUACCUGCCCUUUGCAACCGGCCCUCGCUGGACAGAACUGGGGAAGGAGACCAUGUAUCACCCUGCCCCACAGAUCUGGGGUCAGCAACGACAUCCUCAGACAGCUUUAGGCUGGAUUCAUCAAAUGCAAAUCACAAGUCAGAAUACCACAACAUGUCAAUUACCACCUCAGGAGGAAAUGAGAAAAGAGAUGCUGCCAAGAGUGAUUGCCAAAUGGAUUCUAAGGCAGCUGUUUCAUCAGAUAAGCACUCCCACAGCAGAGCUCAUGGUCAAAUUGAAAGUCCCCACUUCUUCCUAGAAAAGAAGGAAAGUGAGACUUGUCAAAGCCGGGAGGGGAACAGAGAUGGAGGCAGCGGUUGUCUUGAUGGACACAUUGAUUGCAGUGAGAGAAACAGCUGUGACAGCCCCUCCCUAAAGCUUCAAGCCCUAGAUGCUGAGUUGGGACUCUCACCAUCAGCAGCCGACCCCCAAGCUCCAGAAGGUCUCCCUGCUCAGCAACAGCCUGUUACCUCGGAGGAAAAGACUCUUUACCACCCCCUGUUCUUCCACUUAUCUUCAUCAACAGAAGAAGAUAAGUGGAAUACAGCAAACUCCACAAAGUCAGAGUCCAGUUCUGCCUGCGCUGCCACUUUAUCAGAAAAAUCCAUGUCUCCCACUGCCACCGACGUAAGCCCUCUCCUCUCUCACAUCACCACCAGCGACUGCCCGGUGCUCUCUCCACGCUGUUCCAACAUCAGCCACAGUCUUCGGUAUAACCUGGAUCCUGACAUUGCCCCCUCUCCACCGUGCUCACAGGAAGUGCGCAUGGCACGCAGUAAUGUCCACGCAGAGCCGGGAGAGCGAGAUCCAUCUGUCAACAUGCUAAACAAACACAUUCAUUAUCUGAGGAAAAGGAUCAGACGAUUUGAGGAACGCUUUGAACAAGAACGACACUACAAGCCAGCUUACAAUGACAAGACAGCAAACCCAGAGGUGGCCAGGCUUAUGAAGGAGUUGAUCAAGAGUCGCAAACAACUCAAAGAGCUGAAACUAAAACAAUCAAUAAAGGGACAAGAAGACGUAAACCAACUGCAUCAGUCCUGUAAAGCCCAUCAUGACCACAGGGGGUCAGCGCUGGCAGGGUUGGAGCUUCAGCUGAUUAAUAAUAAGGGCAACACAAAACCAAAUGUGGAGGAAACAGCCAUUAUUAUCAGCAACAGACUGAAGGAAAGGAGGAGAGACCUGGAACUGCCAGAGAGCCUCAAGGAGAUGUCCCAUUUCCAAAUAGCCCUGGAAAAGACCUGCUUGCAAAAGUGCUUGCUAUUCUAUGAAGGUCUACAUGGGCGACCGAGCACCAGACAAGAGCGAACUCUGAUGAAGCCCUUCUAUGACCGAUACCGUGUCGUCAAACAGCUCCAGAAUUCCUCCUCUGCCUCAUCUGUGAUCACAACCAUUAAUGAAGAGGAGGGCUCAGAUGAGGAGAGCCCGAAACCUACUAUCCCAUACCCAUUGCCUCACUCAAUCAAAUCUCACUCCUUCUCUUCAGACAAGUCUCUCGUGGAGCUGUGUGAAACUCCACUGGUGUCUCCUUUAGAUGAAUCAAACACACACCAGCCCCAGCAAAUUACCAUGGCAACACUUCAUGAAGCAUCCAGGCCAGAGCUGUUGGACCACUUGAGGAUGGCCAGAACUGAGAAGCGUAGGUUGCACCAUGUACUGCGCGAGUUUGAGGAGCACUUUUACUCACAAACUGGCAGAGCUUGUCAAAAGGAGGACCGUGGACCCAUGGCAGAGGAGUACUGCCAGUACAAAAACCUCAAAGCAAAACUGCGCCUCCUGGAGGCCCUGCUCAGUAAACACCAGGGCUCAACCAGCAGCUGA
Periophthalmus magnuspinnatus is the source of this 2829-nucleotide messenger RNA. RefSeq names its product protein FAM13A-like. The transcript is spliced from 21 exons. Lineage: Eukaryota; Metazoa; Chordata; Actinopteri; Gobiiformes; Gobiidae. Gene Ontology annotation, biological process: signal transduction. The record is from RefSeq and is a predicted model, not a curated record. The coding region runs from base 22 to 2829 and encodes 935 amino acids.